Molecule: messenger RNA, 1784 nt
Organism: Mercurialis annua (annual mercury)
Lineage: Eukaryota; Viridiplantae; Streptophyta; Magnoliopsida; Malpighiales; Euphorbiaceae
Product: phosphoglycerate kinase, chloroplastic
Exons: 6
Coding region: 130-1575 (481 amino acids)
Biological process (GO): gluconeogenesis; glycolytic process
Cellular component (GO): cytosol
Molecular function (GO): ATP binding; phosphoglycerate kinase activity; ADP binding
Source: RefSeq, a predicted model, not a curated record
GAUAAGAGAAAAUCCGAAAUGAAGCAAACAUUGCCCAUUCAUUCCUUCCAUCGUUCUUCCCGUCCAUAUAUUUCCUUUUUCUCUUCUUCAUUUCCAACACCACACUAACACUCCAAACCACCACUAAAAAUGGCCUCCGCCACAGCACCCACCACCCUCUCCCUCCUCAAAACCACCGCCUCCUCCUCCUCCUCCACCACCCGCGCCCGCCCCUCCCUCCUCCCCAUCUCCGGCCUCCGCGCCACCUCCCUAUCCCGCCUAAGUUUUACCGCAGCCGACUCACUUUUCAGCCAACACGUCGCAUCAAAAAUCAAAACUCUUACCUCCUCUAGUAAACCAUCCAGGGCAGUUGUUUCCAUGGCUAAAAAAAGUGUUGGAGAUUUGACUGCCUCUGAUUUGAAAGGAAAAAAAGUUUUUGUUAGAGCUGAUUUAAAUGUGCCGUUGGAUGAUAACCAGAAGAUCACUGAUGACACUAGAAUUAGAGCUGCAAUUCCCACUAUUAAGCAUUUGAUGCAAAAUGGUGCUAAAGUUAUUCUUUCUAGUCAUUUGGGAAGGCCGAAAGGUGUUACUCCGAAAUUCAGCUUGGCGCCUCUUGUUCCUCGUUUGUCUGAACUCCUCGGCAUUGAGGUUGUGAAGGCUGAUGAUUGUAUUGGCCCGGAAGUAGAAAAAUUGGUUGCUUCGCUUCCUGAGGGUGGUGUUCUUCUUCUGGAGAAUGUAAGGUUUUACAAGGAGGAGGAAAAGAAUGAGCCUGAGUUCGCGAAGAAGCUUGCUUCCUUGGCAGAUCUGUUUGUGAAUGAUGCUUUUGGAACUGCACAUAGAGCACAUGCCUCAACUGAGGGAGUUACAAAAUUCUUAAAGCCUUCUGUUGCUGGCUUCCUUUUGCAAAAGGAGCUGGACUACCUUGUUGGUGCAGUUUCAACCCCAAAGAGGCCUUUUGCUUCCAUUGUUGGUGGUUCAAAGGUCUCAUCCAAGAUUGGAGUUAUUGAGUCGCUCCUCGAGAAGUGUGAUAUCUUGCUUUUGGGUGGAGGUAUGAUUUUCACAUUUUACAAGGCUCAAGGCCUAUCAGUGGGCUCAUCCCUGGUCGAGGAAGAUAAGCUUGAAUUGGCAACGUCUCUCCUUGAGAAGGCCAAGGCUAAAGGAGUGUCCCUUUUGUUACCCAGUGAUGUGGUUAUUGCAGACAAGUUUGCUCCUGAUGCCAACAGUAAGGUUGUGCCUGCCUCAGCCAUCCCUGACGGCUGGAUGGGUUUGGAUAUUGGACCAGAUUCUAUUAAGACAUUUAAUGAUGCUUUGGACACUACCAAAACUGUCAUCUGGAAUGGACCAAUGGGAGUGUUUGAGUUUGACAAGUUUGCAGUUGGAACAGAGGCUAUUGCAAAGAAGCUGGCAGAGCUUAGCGGCAAGGGAGUCACAACAAUUAUUGGUGGAGGAGAUUCUGUUGCUGCCGUAGAAAAAGUGGGAGUUGCUGAUGUUAUGAGCCACAUAUCAACUGGCGGCGGUGCCAGCUUGGAGUUGUUGGAAGGCAAACAGCUUCCGGGAGUUCUUGCUCUUGAUGAAGCAACACCAGUAGCUGUGUAAGGUUAAACUGAUUUUUUUUUCCGCAUCCCUGUCUUGGUCUGCUUAUAUACGAGAAAGGGUGACUGUAGAAAGAUAUGAGGUCGUAUUGUAAAUUUUUUUCUUCUUUAUUCCGCCGUUGUUUCUUCAUUCUAAAAUUGCCAAGAGAACCGGUGAGGAUUGGCAAAGAGAUUCAUCCUAGUGUCUAAAUAAAUGGUUCAUUUUCAGUUGAA